Messenger RNA from Paramecium sonneborni, 768 nucleotides. The record is from the annotation of a GenBank genome assembly. NCBI's taxonomy places the organism in Eukaryota, Ciliophora, Oligohymenophorea, Peniculida, Parameciidae.
AUGACUAACAUAUUUAAGUAAGAUACUAAAUAAAGUCUAUGUGAUAAUCAUAAUUCUAAUAUAUUAAGUUCCUAGUAUACUAUAUUCAAUUAAACAAUUCAUUCCACCAAUUUCAAUAAUAACAAUUAUAAUCAUAUAUAAAAAGGAUUAAUCAAAAAAUUGAAUAGCAAAACUAUUUUAACUUAAUAUAAAAUUUCUCAUCAGAAAACAUAGUAUAAAGCUUAGUAACAUAGAACUAUAAAUCUCAAAAAAUAGUCAUUAUAAAGAAAUAAUUCUACUUAUAAAAAAUCUUUGAAUUUAGAGGAUUCUGACAAUUCUAAAAUAAGAAAUAUAGAAUAAUUUUUAGAAUUUCAUAAUGAUAUUACUUAUGCUACAUAAAUAUAAAGAAAUCAAAGACAAAUAGAAAUAAAUCAUAAUAAUUUGAAUUCAUAAUUUUACUAGUUUGAUAAUUAAGGAUCUCCAGCUAUGCAUAAUAAUUAAGGUAAACCAUUAUAAUUUCCUGAAUCAAUUGAUGAGAUGAUGAGAAUUCUAUUUCCAAAACCAAGUACAAUUUUAGUUGUUGAUGAUUCCCCUGUUAAUGUAUUUGCAUUUAGAUUAAUAAUGCAAAAAUAUGAUUUUAUUCAUGGAUUUGACUAUCCCUAUCAUGAUGGAUAUGAACUUACUGAAUAAAUUAGAAUUAUGGGGUCAUAUUUAUUUUAUUUUUAUGUGAUUUUAGGAAAAGGAUAAAUUUAUAGAAAAAUAUUUCAUAAUUGCUUUAACUGGAUAUGA